Messenger RNA from Sardina pilchardus (European sardine), 1211 nucleotides. It is a transcript of the gene htr1b, whose product is annotated as 5-hydroxytryptamine (serotonin) receptor 1B. The transcript has a single exon. Gene Ontology annotation, cellular component: plasma membrane; dendrite. NCBI's taxonomy places the organism in Eukaryota, Metazoa, Chordata, Actinopteri, Clupeiformes, Clupeidae. Gene Ontology annotation, molecular function: G protein-coupled serotonin receptor activity; neurotransmitter receptor activity. Gene Ontology annotation, biological process: G protein-coupled receptor signaling pathway, coupled to cyclic nucleotide second messenger; adenylate cyclase-inhibiting serotonin receptor signaling pathway; chemical synaptic transmission. The coding region runs from base 1 to 1140 and encodes 379 amino acids. The record is from RefSeq and is a predicted model, not a curated record.
AUGGAUAGCCCAAAUAACUUGAAGCCAACAUCACCGAGUUUUGGUCAGGUAUAUAACAACUCCACCAAUGAUGCCAAUGUAUCUCAUUCAUCUCAACCUGGUGAAAAGACCACCGACUUAAUUUUCCAAACAAGUCUAGCUGUCAUUCUUUGCAUUAUAACUUUGGCAACAACAUUAUCAAAUGCUUUUGUCAUUGCAACUAUUUCGCAGUCACGGAAGCUGCAUACCCCGGCAAACUUUCUUAUAGCAUCUUUAGCGGUGACGGACCUUUUGGUAUCCAUCCUGGUGAUGCCCAUUUGCGUGCUGUACACAGUAAGUCAUAUAUGGACUCUUGGUCAAAUUAUUUGCGACAUUUGGUUGUCUUCGGACAUAACAUGCUGCACGGCGUCUAUACUGCAUUUGUGCGUAAUAGCCCUGGAUCGUUAUUGGGCUAUAACGGACGCGGUUGGGUACGCCAAAAGGCGCACACCGGCGAGGGCAGCGGGUAUGAUCGCCACAGCUUGGGUCAUUGCUGUGUCCAUCUCUCUACCUCCACUGUUCUGGCGCCAAGAAGUAAAAGCUGAAAAUGUGACUAGUUGUUCUGUGAAUACCGAUCACAUAUUCUACACGAUUUACUCUACGUUCGGAGCGUUCUACAUCCCAACUUUGCUGCUUAUCGUUCUUUACGGGAGGAUAUAUGUUGAAGCCCGAAAGAGAAUUCUGAAACAGUCACCGAAAGUUGGCAAAAGGCUCACGUCUGCACAGCUGGUCAGUAAUUCGCCUGGAUCUGUUGCUUCGACUAGUCCCUUGCACUUUGGACGAAAAGACUAUGGGUUAAAUGAUACGAAUGUGCACCAAGUUCAGGUGACUCUGUCGGACGGACUACUGGAGAAAAAGAGAAUCUCCGCUGCUAGAGAGCGGAAAGCGACCAGAACCUUGGGUAUAAUUUUAGGAGCUUACAUAGUAUGUUGGUUGCCGUUUUUCAUCUAUACACUGCUGGUGCCACUAUGUUCGUCAUGCUUUCAUCAAGAGUUAUUUGAUUUUUUCACAUGGCUUGGCUACCUCAACUCGUUGAUAAAUCCAAUAAUCUACACCAUGUCCAACGAGGAUUUCAAAAAGGCUUUCCACAAACUCCUGCGAUUUAGAUGUUGUGUAUCUUAAACAAUGUAAAAUACUCAACUAAAAUCAUUUAAAGCAAUGUUAAAUGAAAAAUGGCAAUGAAUGAAAGUCAA